This is a messenger RNA of Nylanderia fulva, 816 nucleotides long. Lineage: Eukaryota; Metazoa; Arthropoda; Insecta; Hymenoptera; Formicidae. The record is from RefSeq and is a predicted model, not a curated record.
AUGACAGCUUACAAGGACUUAGGACAUAUGGAAUUAGUCCCGGUACAGGCAAUCACUAGGAAGGAGUGCUAUUACAUGCCCCAUCAUGCCGUUACCAAGCCGGCCGACCCAGACGGCAAGAUACGAGUAGUCUUUAAUGCCUCCUGUAGCACGACAACUGGGUUUGUCUUUACUACAGAUUUAGUGAAAAUGUUUAGGCAAAUCAGGAUUCACCAUAAAGAUGCCAACCUACAACGGGUUCUAUGGCGGACGGAGCCAUCAAUGGAAGUACAGAACUUCCGACUCAAGACUGUUACCUAUGGAACAACUUCGGCACCGUACCUCGCCAUCCGCACACUUCUUCAACUGGCACAGGACGAGGGAGAAAUGUUUCCACUGGGAGCAAAGGCCAUUCGGACUAAUACAUAUAUCGACAUACUGGCGGGAUCUGACACCUUGGAUCAGACUCUAGAGCUCAAAGCUCAACUAGUUCAGCUGUUAGCUUCGAGGGGAUUUCAACUGAGUAAGUGGGCCAGUAAUCAUAAUGCUCUUGCGUCCGAGGAAGACCAGGAAGACAGACUAAUAACGGAAGGCCUAAGCACGCUGGGUAUACUAUGGUCCCCUCAAGAAGAUACAAUAGCGAUAAGAGCAGUGCCACCACUUACGCAGAAUACUGACUACACCAAGAGAUUAGUCCUGUCUAUUAUCGCGAGAUCCUACGAUCCGCUAGGUUUGGCAGCGCCCGCGUUGGUGGCUGCAAAAAAACUGCUACAGGAUUUGUGGAUGGCUGGGCUGGAAUGGGAUCAAUCUCUUUCUGAACCUCUACUACGUCAAUAG